Pseudomyrmex gracilis is the source of this 2053-nucleotide messenger RNA. RefSeq lists its product as uncharacterized. Lineage: Eukaryota; Metazoa; Arthropoda; Insecta; Hymenoptera; Formicidae. The transcript is spliced from 6 exons. The record is from RefSeq and is a predicted model, not a curated record. Bases 267 to 1793 code for a protein of 508 amino acids.
AGUCUCUUCUACAUCGCAAUCGCGAGAGCAAAUUGGAAGCAAACGAGAGUUUUGUCUGCGCAUGUGUCCCUACCUGUGAGAAGUUUCAGUUGUGUAUACUUGUGAGUAUAAACACCUCAGUCAGGACACCUCGAAAUUCAGGCAGGUUAUGAUUUGGCAGAAAAUUUAACGAAACGCAAGAAUAAUCUCAUCUCAUCGUCGUAUAUUAUUUCUUUUAACAAACGGAUAUUAUCGAUCUCUGCUGCGAUCCGAAAGAACUGACAGAAAUGAACGUAAAAGUGGAAGAAUGCAACAACAGUAAGCGAGACAAGAAAGAUGUGACAAAAAAGAAUAUAAUAGAAAAUAUAAUUAAACAAAUUACUCCACAAGAUUAUGGACUGUUAGUAUAUUCAGAAGAUUCGGGAAUUAAAAUUACAGGACAAAAGAUUUGCCAGUGUUUGAACAAUCUAUACGAGAUCCGCGAGGUAACAUCACCCACUCUCGCUCAAACGUAUCUAGUUGAAGUUUUAGUGCACUCCGUUAAAUAUGAGGAAGUAAAACAGUUUCUCUAUAAAUAUAAAUUUCUGACAUUAGUGAGACAUCUGUUGCUCAAUAAACCAACGCCGUUUUGUAAGGACAAAGUUGUAGAAAUUCUCUCUAUUCUUUGCCAAGUUAAGGUGAACCAAACAAAACCUGACUACGUGGUCGAAAUGAUUGAAAGGAUUGGAAAAGACCAUAAGUUAGUUAACGAACUUACGUUUUGUUUGAAGAAUGAUCAGAUCAAAUCCUUAGUAAAACAUACUCUCGAAUUUUUAUAUUCGGCAGCGCUCGUCGUAAAAAUGAGACCCACAUCGAAAUGGAUUGUUUACUUUAAAAGUGGUACUUUCAUAUAUUCUAUAAUCUACUUAAUGAGAAUCUACGACAAAGUUCAUCUCUUAACGUUGAUAUUAGCCAUACUCGUGAUAUUAUCAGAAACAAUCUCGACGGAAGCUUCUUCUCACAAUUCGUUAGUACUGAAAGAUAUUUUUAACAUGCAAGAAUUGAUUCGUAUUUUGUACAACAUGAAGUAUUUCCGCACAAUUAACUAUGAUCCCGCACGGCAUUUGGAAUUCUACUACAAUUGGCUGACACUAGUUAAUAAUAUAAAACAAAAGAAUUUGUUUGUAUUUGAUUUUUCUAAUCUUCAUCACGUACGGAACAUAUACGGUCACGUAGAAACAAUACUCGACUUUUUUGAAAAAGCACUCAGAAUGAUAAUCAAAAGCGACACAAAACAAUUUACUGCAAUGUUGUUGAAAUUAUUGAACCAUACUAUUGUUGUAGAAAAAUGCAUGAUACUAGCAACAGAAUUUAAGAAAUGUAAAAUUCCACUUCUGACCAAUCUGCAGAUAACAUGCGGAAUUGAACAAAAAUUUCUUACAAUACGUGUCUUAUUAGAUGUAAUAGAAGAUAAUCUUCUUUUCAAACUAGAAAACUUGGAUGGAGAUAUAUUAUUUGAAGCUGUGUCAGAUGAUGUAUAUAAUCUUGCGGAAAGUUUGAAUCGAUAUUUUGACGACGUCAUAAGAGAGCACUCUAAUGAUUACUAUGCUCUUUACAAUAUAUUGUAUCAGUGGAUAGAAAAUGAACGGAAUCGAACUGUUACACAGGAUCAAAUUCUUCCACAGAAUCCAAUCGUUACACAAGUACAGGUGAUAGAAUACUUACAUCAAGUAGAAGCAUAUAUCUCAUAUAUAACAGAAAACGUUAGGAAUAAUCCACUGUCACGAAUACUUGAUGCAGCACUUAAUGCAGUAAAGAAGACAAUUGAAGAAUAAAUCGUCUUAACUCGAUUGUUGCGUAAUCGUGUAUUUGGUUACGUAUAGGCAGUGGCGUAAAUGCCUUUACAAAUAAAGUUGUAGUUUUUUUUUCAUUGUUUUGAUUGAUAUUAUUGAGGCAUUAUUGGCGCAGCUUCAUGUGACACUUACGUGACACUUACACGAUUUUAAUGUAACAAAAUUACUAUAUAUUGUAUCCACAAAUAGUAUCUUAUUGUACAAUUCGAACGAAUAGAACAGAUUUAGAAUAAAGUGCAAGA